Messenger RNA from Penaeus monodon (black tiger shrimp), 2620 nucleotides. RefSeq lists its product as uncharacterized. The record is from RefSeq and is a predicted model, not a curated record. Gene Ontology annotation, biological process: regulation of transcription by RNA polymerase II. Gene Ontology annotation, cellular component: nucleus. Gene Ontology annotation, molecular function: DNA-binding transcription factor activity, RNA polymerase II-specific; RNA polymerase II cis-regulatory region sequence-specific DNA binding; RNA binding. NCBI's taxonomy places the organism in Eukaryota, Metazoa, Arthropoda, Malacostraca, Decapoda, Penaeidae.
CUGCGGGGCCACUUGGCUCCUCAAGCGCUGCGGCAGCUGACGAAACGCACCCGUGGCGUGGUGGCUGCGGUGGCGUUCGUGGAGGUUUGGAGGAGGGAGUUCCAAGAAAAUAUAAAGUUUUAAAUGUCCGGGUGUCCAGACCUCUUGAUCCACCUGGUGUAGCCUCCAACGUCCUUGCCCUGCCACGCGCCCUCUUGCAUAUCAUCAUCUCGCGUCCUUGCGACCUCCGCUAAUCUAGUAGGGAAGAUAAGUGGCAGAGAAUCAAGUUCGUAUUUGUUUGAAAUGUCAGAGGUGUUUAGAGGAUGCGAUAAGAGGAAAAAGACGAGAGGAGGAGAGGAGACGUGGCACCACCGCCGUGCUCUGAGGUCAUGGUCACGGAACCUCGAGUGUAAAAAGUGCUGCGAAGCGUCCCAAGUCUCUUAAAACUUACUCCCUCCUCGUGCUGUCCGCACGCCGUCGCUCUCCCGCCACGUUGGCCUGCCUUUCGACAACGGUCCCUCGUGACAAAAACUAUCCGAAGCCCUUUCGAGGAUCGGGAUGCCUCAUUAGCUAAAGAAAAAUAAAAGAGAAAUGAAUUACUCGGAAAUAGUGUUGGAACCUUGUUGACGGAGCGGAGUGUUGUGUCGUCGGCCAGUCAGUGUUGCUCCAUGCGCCUUCCAGGGAGGAGGUUCUCGACGCUCGCUCCCUCUCGACCCUUAAGCAUGGCCUCCCCCUACCUCUCGAAGUGAGAAAAAUAUAUUUAAAAACGGGGAUGCUUGAGAAUAUGAGCGUGAGAGGCGUUUAAAGACAUUAUUAUAGUGGUGAGAUGUAAAGCACUUGUUGAUUUUAUUGUUUAAGGACUUUUUUAUGUAUGAUUUCUCGUCAUUUAUUCUUCAAGACUGUUGUUCCUGCCAGCGAGAAACAGCAGCGCAUUACCACUCCGCCCUGUCCCCCUUCUCUCCGCCACCCUCGGUGCCACCACAAUGAGCAUGAGCAUGACGGAUGAGGAGGAGCGCAUGUCGCCCGAUCUGGGAGCCAGCAUGGAUGCUGAUCCCCUCCACCACCACCCCUCCCACUCGCCGUCCCCCGAGGAGCCCAGGGACCUCAGCGUCAAGCGGAAGAUGCGCCCAGUGCCACCCCCCUUAGACCUGAGCAAGCGCACGCUGGAGCCGGAGGCAAUGAUCCCUGAGUUUGCGGCCAUCACCACUACCAGCCCCAAGUCUCCCCUCACGCAGAAAAGUCUCCCUCUCAGGAAAAGGGCGCACAGUUGGUCAUUCCAGCUGGAGGCCCAAGGGCUGCAGCUGCCAGCUGGGGCAACUCAAGGGGUUAUCAAGUCUACAGCAGAAAUUCGUGAGCACUCAACAGAAAUACCUUCCUCAUCCUCCUCUUCGUCAUCCUCAUCGCUAAGGAUCCCGGGGGUCAUCACCAGCAGGUUUCCCUUCAGUGAGGGGGGUUCCAAUGGCUCGUCCUUGGGGGCAGGAGGCAUGUCAGGAGGCAACCAGGGUCCCCUCAACCUUUCCACAGCCCCCCUUGGAGGGCUGCCCUCCUCCCUUCUGUCUCCAGCCCCCUCACAUCCCUCUACCUCCUCCCUCAAUUCCUCCAGGGAGGAGCUGGAAAGCGAAGGCAUGAUGGCUGACUACCAUGUGUCAUAUUUGCAUGGUGGUCCCUCAGGGCACCAACUUCAUGGGGGACUAGGGCCAGGGGACCGGAUGGGCCAUGGCUCCUCACCCUGCCCCUCAUCUGUAUCCCCCCAACCUACGUCAGGGCAUCAGUGGCCAACCAAUGUCUGGUCUGUGUUCAUGUCUGGUGUUCGUGUGCAUUUCGUCCUAGGCGGUGGAGGCCAGGUCACAAGCGCAAGACUCAGUGAAGAGUUAGGUCAACUGGAGCGCACACAUCAGCAGCGCUAUGCCCCCCAUGGCCUUCAUCUGAUGCGCAUUCUGCAUGAAGCACCCUCUACGCACAUCCCCGGCCCCCCAAGCUACUGCCAGCUGUAUUUCAGACCAGUUAGGGUCCAGCAAGAAGACAUUAUGGUCAUCACACCACCAGACCACCCCUUCUACGUCCAUGGGAAAGGUUGGUGCAGUGUGUUCCCUGAUCGAACAACAGAGAGAUACAGUCUCCCAUGCCAACAGUUGCAAGAGGGGGAUGUAUGUUUACCACCGUACCAUCCAGAGACAACACAGACCCCCAUUCCUGUUGUCACACCAGACCUGGCUGAUGCCAUGAAAAGGUUUGACUUUAACGACGACCUGGUGGAGGGAGGCCCGGGAGCCUACUCAGCCCCACCUAGUGCCACUUUCCCCCCACACACACACAGAACAGUCUUCCUCUCGCCACCAGCCUCACCCUCCAAGAAGAAUCGAGACUGCCGCAGCCAGUCGCGCAAGAAGGCCCAUGAACGGAUUCAUGUUAUUUGCUAAGCAUCACCGUCUCAAGCUCAUCCAGCAAUACCCUGGAAAAGACAACAGGGCUAUCUCUGUCCUCCUAGGCAGUAUGUGGAAAGCCUUGCCUGAGGAGGACCGUGAGACGUUUAAUGCAGAAGCCAGAGCACAAGCAGAAGAACGGAAAAGAAUUGACCCCGACUGUUGGAAGAGAAAACGCUCACACUCCACCAGUUAAAAGGGUGAUGGCAGCAACAUAG